Molecule: messenger RNA, 2346 nt
Organism: Zasmidium cellare ATCC 36951
Lineage: Eukaryota; Fungi; Ascomycota; Dothideomycetes; Mycosphaerellales; Mycosphaerellaceae
Exons: 1
Coding region: 1-2346 (781 amino acids)
Source: RefSeq, a predicted model, not a curated record
AUGGCGAAUGUCUCGGUGGAGAGCGUGAAUGACGAGGCGUGCAUCCCGUCUUCGCCGCCGGAAUUGAGCUAUUCGAAGAGUUCCAAGAGCUCGUCGUCGAUUGGUUCGAGUGAGGAUUUGUCGGAUGCUGGGUUGACGUCCAAGGAGGGCCACUUUGAGGAUGUUGCGCUGGAAGAUGGCGGGAGGGAUUCGGGCGAGGAUUGCAAUCUACCUCCCGACAGCAGGCCGACGCUGAGGAGACCGCCGCCCAAGUCGUUGACGACGAGUGAUAUUUCGACUCUCCCGCGGACGAGAGGUGGAACCUCGCCCCAGCGCUCUCCACUUCGCGCACUGCCCAAUGGUUCACGACAGCAGAGAUAUCCCAGUUUGCAAGGAGCGGUCAAUGGCGUUCUACGCGACCAGUCGCUGAACCUACCCAAUGAUCGCAGCAUGCAGCGCGCGGUGACUAGUCCUGUCUCGCCUUUCAUACAGCGGGCCUCCUCCCGAUCGCCCUCGCCGAAUAAGCCAUUCACGCAGAACGGGUAUUCUGUUUCUCCACAAACAUUGGCUAGCGCUACGCCCAAAGCCUCGCAUGAGACAGCCAAGGAGUCGAUGCAAAGGCGGCCGUCGUGGCAGCCUGGGAGGAAGACUGUUCAAGAGCUGGAGGCGGAGUAUAAUGACGAAGAUGAGGAAGUGCCAGAUGAGGCCAUUCUCGAGAAUGUGCCCAUCUCGCCAAUGCCUGGACAACACCAUUCUUUCAAAUCACCAACGACCAUGAGCGUGCGCUCGGCCACGCCUAGUCCGCACCGAAGAUCACCUCAUGCGAAUCUACAUUCGGCCAAUAUUCCUAAGCAAGCGAAACGACCAUCGUUACCCACGGGUCACUACAACUCGCCGAGAUCACCCAGACACGGUCGGCCGCAGACGAUGCCGCAUAGUAACACAGUUUCUGCUUUUUCCGCAGGGGAGCCUCUCAGCCUCAAGCAUAGGAGCAAGUCGUGGACUGAGGAUCUGAAUCAGGAGGCGAGACAGCUUUCACAGGCGCUGGAAGAGUAUGCUGAGAAGGUCUCCAUUGAAAAGAGGCAUUCAGGGUCGAAUACACCUUCUAGCAGUCCGCCCAGACCGGCUUUGACCAAGAGCGCUACGACGACUUCGAUCAAAGAGGUGCCCAGCCUGCCGACAGUGCCACCUGUACAGAAAGGCAAUAUCAUGAUCGAUCCUCUGCCGAUCAGCAAGGAGAAAGAGGCUGUGCUUACCAGGACAAGGCCUUCUUGGCUACCGCCGAAGAGUCAGAAAGAGGAAAGGAAGCAUUUGAGAGAGUUUCAGCAGAUGAUGGCGCGAGCGGCUGAGGCGGAGAAGAAGAGGGCAUUGAAAGAGCAAGCCAGUAGAGAAAACCGUGAGGAGAUGCAGGGCAGUAUUGCGAGGAUAUGGGAUCAGCAUGUCAUACCCAAUUGGGAAGCGGUGGUGAAAGAGCCCAGGACACGAGAGCUUUGGUGGAGAGGUGUGACUCCCAGAAGUCGAGGCGAAGUCUGGCAAAAGGCCGUGGGCAAUGAGCUGGAGCUGUCUGCUACGUCCUUUGAGGCGGCUCUUGCUCGUGCGAAUGACCUGGAAGAGAAGAUUGCCGAAAUGCCGGAUGAAGAACGCUCCCACAGCAAGGAAGCUGCUUGGCUGGAUGCCAUCGACCGCGAUGUCCCCAAUGUCUACCCCGAACUGCGAAUGUACCAGCACGACGCGCCUCUUCAUCGAUCUCUUACGAACGUCCUCCGCGCCUUUGCCAUGUACCGCAGCGAUGUCGGUUACGUUUAUGGGACCCACCUCAUUGCUGGAGUGAUAUGCCUUCACCUCCAUCCUCCGCAAGCGUUCGUUCUUCUGGCCAACAUGCUCAAUCGACCGCUACCCCUCGCCUUCCUCGUCCACAACCAGGUUGCCAUGGCAAGGACGUACAAAUACUGCCUCUCCACCCUCAAGUACAAGUUUACGAGACUACACGACCACCUCACCAACCCAGCGAUCGGCCUCGCGCCGGAAGAAUUCCUGGAUCCGAUGUUCAGGUGUCUGUUCGCGUACCACCUCUCGCACGAGCACGUCUCGAGGAUAAUCGACGUGUUCGUCUUCGAGGGCGACAAGACGCUGGUCAGGGCUGCGGUGGCGUGUCUUGGGCGGUUGGAGAGCAAGCUGUACGGCAGCAAAGAGGAGAUCCUCAGCUUAGUCGGCUGGCAGAACGAAGAAAGAUGGGACGUCGGCAAAGAAGACGACUUCCUCGACGCGGUACGCGAAGCCGGCAAAGUCGACGCUAUGCGUUCUCGAGAAAGACUCCCUUCGACUGGUGCCAUGGCUGUGACUGCGGAGCCGGUCGCUGUUGCAUAG